CCAAUCUUCUGCCAUUUCUUGCAAGAAUCGUCCACCUAACAAACGUUUAGUUGUGCAUCCUGAACGCUACUUUAGUAUCUGCUAGGUCACAAACAGUUUCAGAUAGCUUGAGAGUGACAUAUCUAAAGUAAAGAGGGGAAAUAUUCGAGGUCAUGGGGAAUUCUGAGAGCGUUUGGUGGAUUGUGGUGCAGUUUGCCUGCAGGAUUCUUGGUGUUUCUACAGCAACAGUGUUGUGUGCCGUCGGAGUGGAAACCCUACAACAAGGAGAAUUCAGCAGCCUGGGCGUUUAUUUACUGGUCUCAUCUGUCGGCAUCAUGUUGUUUGAGCUGGCCUAUUUCAUUGACACUAUGCUGUUCAUGUGUUUGCCUUGUCCUCCAGACUGGAAGAUUUUUGUGCUGUGGGGGAAGAUGGCUCAUAUAGGAGGUUUCCAUAAGUUCCUCUAUUACUCCAUAAUGUCAGUGGUCUGCUUCCUGCAUCCGGUGCUGGUGUGGCAUGCAGUUAUUCCAGGAACAAUGCUGCUGGUGACGGCGUUUUUUAACUUCAUACUGAGCAAAAAACCAAAGACGAAGUGUCCCAAAAGACCACAGGAGAACCUCAGCGACCAAGGCCUCAGCACAGUGUGCAUGACAGAGGCAGCAGCGUCAAACGACACCUCCUUCUCGUUUCUCCAACUGAUGACAGGGAGGAGAGGAGGGGGUCUGACUAUCACCACCAGAGACCGCUGCCUCGGUCCAGGAGAGAGAGGAGAGAGCAUGCAGGCCAUGCUGGAGCUGCAGCAGACGGCGACGGCACCCAAGGACUCAGACGGAGAGAGGAGGAGGUGGAGGGAGAGGGGGCUGAUGUACUUAAGAGGGAGGGAGGAGCCGCUGGAGAGAGAGAUGGAGGAGAUGAACGGAUACUGUGAGGCAGAGACAGACACCACCUCAGACACCGCACCAAUGAUCACUGACUGAACGUUUCUUAGCGUCAGACUGAGCCUCUUACUGAUGCCACACAAAGGAAAAAGUGUGAAAUGUUUUUAUGCAACACACUGGUACUACACUGACGUUACUGGAGUGUCUGCCCCACCAAAAUAAGACUUUUGAGCCUUUUGGAUUUCAAGUAAAGUGUCGCUUUUGUAACUGCACAAACAAAACAAGAAAAUAAGUAGAUUUUUGGCGUAUAUUUUUACUGAAUAUAUAUUUUCACUCUUAUAUUGACAAGCAGGCAUUAAUGUAGAUUAUUAAAACUGCCCUUAUAGGAAAUUUAGCAGCUAGAAAAGGUUCUAGUAUUUUUCACUUACAAUAUUGUCACUUUUAUGUAACUGCACAAAAAAUAUGAAGAUUAUUAGAUUUUAAGCUAAAUUUUCCACUGAUUUGUAUAUUUUUCAUCAUAAUAAGAGAUCUAUUUGUAGAUCAUCAUGUACAAUUGCUCACAUUUUAGUUUGAUUAUACAUUUUUUCUGCAAAGCCAGCUUAUAAUUACAAGCAAGCAGAAUGCUAUACCCACCUUUAAGGAACAUCUGAGCAGCCAAAAAGAGAAUUUCAGGGCUUUUCAGUGAUAAAAGUAUUACAUUUAUGUAAAUACACAACAAAAUUAUGAGGAUUACUCCAUUUUUAAACAAACUUUUCUACAGAUGUUUCCAUCAUUUACACUGAAAAGAUAUAUUUGCAUAAAAUACAUCAUAAUUCAAAGUAUUUGACCAAAAUGUGCAAAAAUUUAGAGCAUUUGAGUCAGAUUGCAUAUUUUCUUUGCAAAAAUGCUUCAUAACUUUUAAUGCAAAAUGCUAAAAUAUUCUCAUAGAACAUCUGACCAUACAAAAAAAGACUUGAAUCUUUUUCAAUUAUAAUAAAGUCCCUUUCAUUAAAUUUACAACAAAAUGUUAACUACAUUUUCUACUGAUUUGUGUAUUUUAUUUAAGAUAUAAAUUUCUUUUUCCACAAAUAUCAAAAAUGUAAAGUAUGUGUGUGUAUUUGAUUAAAUUUACCAGCAUUUUAGUCAGGUUCCUUACUGUUUUGCAAAGCCAGUUAUUUAAAGAAGCAGGUAGAAUGCAACAACCACUCUUAAUAACAUCUGAACUGUCUUUUUCCAGUUAAAUUCCCCUUUAUAUAACAGCAGAACAAAAAAAUUAAGAUUAUGCUAUUUUAAAAGUAUAUUUUCUACUGAUUUAUAUAUUUUCACUCUUAUGAGUUGUGUUUGUACAAAAUGCAUCUGAAAAAUUAAAGCAUUUAUAUCUAAAAAUGCACAAUGUGGGAGCAGUUAAGUCUGAUUUUGUGUCCACUUUGCAGCAAAGCUCCU
Cheilinus undulatus (humphead wrasse) is the source of this 2276-nucleotide messenger RNA. It is a transcript of the gene tmem72, whose product is annotated as transmembrane protein 72. The record is from RefSeq and is a predicted model, not a curated record. The transcript has 5 exons. Lineage: Eukaryota; Metazoa; Chordata; Actinopteri; Labriformes; Labridae. The coding region runs from base 153 to 953 and encodes 266 amino acids.